This is a messenger RNA of Lodderomyces oxycetoniae, 1485 nucleotides long. RefSeq names its product DNA-directed DNA polymerase delta subunit (gene HYS2). Gene Ontology annotation, biological process: DNA strand elongation involved in DNA replication; DNA replication. The transcript has a single exon. The record is from RefSeq and is a predicted model, not a curated record. Gene Ontology annotation, molecular function: DNA binding. Lineage: Eukaryota; Fungi; Ascomycota; Pichiomycetes; Serinales; Debaryomycetaceae. The coding region runs from base 1 to 1485 and encodes 494 amino acids. Gene Ontology annotation, cellular component: delta DNA polymerase complex.
AUGCCUCAUAUGUCCUACAAGGAAUACCUUACCGCGAAUUCUGAUGAUAGUAAAGUGUUUAGAAAAGAGACUGAAAUACCAGUAGAGUUUGACAAGCGCAAUGAGUUCUUUAUAGACCCAAAGUCUCGGAAGUAUGAUAAGCAAUAUUUUUCAAUGUACCAAUAUCGACUAUCACACUUGAAGGAGCGGGUGAUUUCCAACGCGAUGGAGAAAUGGGGCAACUGCACACGAGAAAUUGAUGGGCAAAAGAUAGUGAAGCAAGAUAAGAUUCUUGAUAUCCAGAGCGGGAAGCUUUGUUGGGUUGUAGGGACUGUAUUUUGUGAUGCUAAAUAUAAAUUGAAUAUCUUGAGUGACGUUGAGAAAGGUACUGAUGAUAUUUUACCGCUAGUGCCAGCGAGGUAUGUAAGUGAUGAAGACCAGCCAAUAGUGAUGUUGGAAGAUGAGUCUGGGCGUGCCGUUUUGCAUAACGAAGAAUUUUUGAAGAAGAAUUUAUUAGUUACUGGGUGUAUUGUUGGAGUGCUAGGGAUUGAAAUUCAAGCGGGUAUUUUUGAGAUAAUGGAUGUUGUUUAUCCCAAGUGUGCUCCACAGAAGCCUCUCAAGACCCACGGCAAUGGCAAUGUGAGUGGCGAUGUUGAUGUUGAUGUUGGGGCGGGAAGAGUAGCGAUAGUCUCUGGUUUGAAUAUUGGCGUUGCCGGAAAUUACGAUUUAAAAAUUGAAUUACUCAAGCAGUAUCUCAUUGGAGAGCUUGGAGCCGAUGUGGAUAAAUCGUUUAGCUCUGAGAUAUCCCAGCUAGUUGUAGCGGGGAAUUCUAUAGAACCGAUUCGCGAUAUCACUGCCGAGGAAGAUCUUAAGAACUUUGUAACUACAAACAACUAUGGGUCAAAAAAUAUCACAAAGUACACCACUGAGUCAUUGAAGCAACUAGAUCAGUUUAUCAGUGAAGUUGUUGUCAGUCUUCCUGUGGCUAUUAUGCCCGGAGACCAUGAUCCUGCUGAGAUCAGUCUACCUCAGCAACCGUUGCACAAAUCCAUAUUCAAUACAAAUCGAGCAAUUUUGGGAAGUGACAGGUUGCAAAGGCUUACGAAUCCUGUUUGGCUUGAGAUGAAUGGUGUGAGAAUACUAGGCACUAGCGGUCAGAACGUUGAUGAUGUGAAAAAGUAUAUAACAACAGAAGCAGGUGCCGAGUCCUCUUUGUCAAUGAGAGUAAUGAAGUCAAGUAUGAAAUGGCAAAAUUUUGUACCAACAGCUCCCGAUACAUUAUACUGCUACCCAUAUGAUGAUUAUGACCCGUUUAUUUUUACCAGUGAGUUACCUCAUGUGUAUUUUGUUGGGAACCAAGACAAAUAUGCUAUUGAUACAUAUACUUGUGAAGAUUCAGGAGCAAAAGUAAGAUUGAUUAGCGUUCCAGAUUUUAAAAGUAGUGGUGAAUUUGUCAUUUUAAAUGUAGGGACGUUGGAAACGGAGGUGGUGAAGAUCAAAGUGUGA